Messenger RNA from Diachasmimorpha longicaudata, 3080 nucleotides. RefSeq names its product RNA exonuclease 5 (gene Rexo5). Gene Ontology annotation, molecular function: exonuclease activity; nucleic acid binding. Lineage: Eukaryota; Metazoa; Arthropoda; Insecta; Hymenoptera; Braconidae. The record is from RefSeq and is a predicted model, not a curated record. The transcript is spliced from 5 exons. The coding region runs from base 472 to 2502 and encodes 676 amino acids. Gene Ontology annotation, cellular component: nucleus.
AUCCACUGGUACUAUAACCUAUAUUGUGAAUAUGUGCCAUGUGCUUGUGUAACUGUAAUUCAAUUCUUUGUUUAUUUUCCAAAAUUUAAGGAUAAUUAUUGAAAUCUGGUUGGUAACAGUAAAUUGAUGUGAUAAUCAUCUUAAAUAUUCUACGAACACCAUAAUCAAUUCUUUUUUGAGCUCAUCAUUUGACUGCUUCAUUAACCUGGAUUUAUCAUGUUGACCAUGAGUUUUGGUAACCAAGCAACGAAGGAGCCACAAUAUUUUUCCUGCUCAAACCCAUUUUACCUCCGAAAUAAUCUGACGAUCCUCAUCUUUUGUAUUCCCAGCACCUGGCAGUUAAAUUCAGCCAAAAUAAUCAACCAGAGGUUAUUUUUUCUCUGACAGUACGAAAGUCAUGUCUCCCUUUUCCUGAAUUUUUCAAGUACUAAAUGUUGCCAAGAAAAUCAGUAUUGAAUACAGGAGACGACUAUGAAGAUGCCAACGGAAAAGAAACGUCAGCGUAUCGAGAAAAAGCGAAAAAAAAUGGCCGCACUAUUGGAGAUAACAAAAUUAAAUGAUAAAGAUAGAGAAGCUAGAGCACUAGGUCUAAAAAACUUGGAAAUAGAUUCAGAUAGUCCCGAAACAUCCUCUGAAAUGUCAGCCCUGAGUCCUAGUCGAAAGCGGCCCUGCAACCACUCCUCAAGCGGACCACUUGCUUCAACACCAAUAGGAGAGAAGCCUUCAGAAGUCGCUGAGGAACCAGAUCCAGGGGCUAAUAAAAAACCACGUCUCUCUGGGCAGGAGUACGCUAAACUCAAACAGGAGCUUCGAGAGCGAAAAAAAGUCCUUAAAAAUAUCCCACGAUUUCGAUUGAAGGCUGUCGGAGAAAACGCUAGUUUAAAUGACAGCAUAGGACCCAAUGAGAGGAUUCCAAUAUUCCUGGCAGAUAUCCAGCAUCUCCUCAUGUACUCUCUCCUGGGUCAUCACUCACCUUUCUCCCCAGCUCGCUGGUGCCACCUGGAGAAGUUCAACAAAGUGUCUCAUACCGUUGUCUUCGUGAUCGAAGGACUCUCCAUGUAUCAUUUUCACUCGUACGAAUCUAUUUUCACACAUAUAGGGAGUAAUUUGGAGCAUCGUUUGGAGAUGGUGACGCCAGCUGCUUAUGGUGGAUCAGUUAUUGAGGAAUUGGCUGCUGUUCCUUUGACAGGCACGCAAAGCAAAGCCCUGAUUCAGCAAUUCGGCUCGUUGGAAGCGGCGAUGCAAUCCACUGGAGACUUAGUAAAACUACUGAAAGUUGUCUUCCCCAUGCGUCCUUCAUUUCCGAAUACUCAUCCCAGCUCCCGGAACCUCCCUGUCACCGACAAAUUUCCCCGCACCCAACUACUCCUCUCCCCCUGGCAGCUUGUUGAGGAGAACUAUCCCCUGCCCCUCCGAGGAGGUCUUGCCGUCCGCUACAAAAACUACGUCCUCACCAAGAACGAGUAUGUAGAGGCCACCCCCACAUCCCCAAUGUUCGGUCUCGACUGCGAGAUGUGUCGCACAACGUCCGGUUUCCUCGAGCUCACGAGGAUCUCGAUAGUAGACGAGAAGCUGAACAUUGUCUACGAGUCCCUGGUGAAGCCUGAGAAUAAAAUCACAGAUUAUCUCACUCGAUUCAGUGGUAUUACCGAGGAGAUCUUGAAGAACGUCACAACAACUCUGACAGACGUACAAAAUCAUCUGCAAGAGCUUCUUCCUCCGGACGCUAUUCUCGUGGGUCAGAGUCUCAACGCAGAUCUCCACACCUUGAGAAUGAUGCAUCCUUACAUUAUCGACACCUCUGUUAUUUUUAACACGACUGGUGAACGCUACAGGAAGACAAAACUCCAGGUGCUGGCCCGAGAGUUCUUGAGCGAAAGGAUUCAGGAGGGCAAUCAUGGGCAUUGCUCGACAGAAGACUCCCAGGCAUCGAUGAAGUUGGUGCAGUUGAAGCUGGCUAAUACUGUGGACUUUGGUGAUGCUGUGUUGAUCGGCCAGAGACAGCUGGAGGAGACCCUGAGAAAGCAGAAGCAGAAGGACGAAACACAAAAGUUUGGUGUUUCGAUAUUCAAACAUGUGACGAAGGAUAAGAGAACUGCUGCCAUUGUUGGAACAGCUGAUGUUAUGAACGAGUAUUCAAAAUAUUUAAAGUCCUCGAGUCUCCAGGUAAUGGAUGAUGCUAAUUAUGAUAAGAAUGAUCACGUGAGGUUGGUUCUCGCUGAGACGAAUAAACAGACGGUGAAUAGAGCAGCGCACAUCGCUAUGGAACAUGCCCUUACAUUCUGUCACGUUAAAAUUCCCAACGAUCAUCUUCAGGUGGAGAACUUGGAGAGAACUUGUCGCGCUGUCAAUAAGUGGAUGAUGAAGCUAUGGCAUCACAUGGCCAUCAAUGGUCUAGCUUGUGUUGUGUUCAGUGGGGAGAGCAAUGCUUCCAAUGGGGCUUGUUUUCUUAAUUUGAAGAGAGAACAGAGGUCUCUUCGUGCAACGCUUGAUAAAAGUUGAGAGUUUGUAGAGGAGAAUAAUAAAUGUGUGGAUUUAUUCGGGAAUAAACGAUUUGAGUGAUUCAUAUUAUUCCGAGACUGAAUAUUCAUGCCUUUUGUUUAGGUGGGAAUGUAUAAAUACAGAGCGUAUCGUGAGUUGUCAAUAAACAUUUUAUAGAACGUUUAAUUCAUUUUGAUGGUGUCUGGUGAGGUGGAUGAAAAUCUAUUUGUUUAUGUUGGGUUGAUAUUCAUUGCUGGAGGAGGUGUUUAUGGCUGAUGGGAUUGAUCAUGGUGAUGAGGGGGUAAAUUAAAGGAAAACCUGGAAAACAUGAGUUAGAGAUUCAGAAUAAGUUUUGCUCAGUUCAGUAGCUUUGAUUACAAAACAAGUAUGUCACAUGUAAAAAAUAAGGUUUUUGUUAUUGUAUAACUUUUCCGCUAACCAUCGUGGAUAAAGGAUCAUUGGAGAUGGGCGUGAAGCGGGUGGUGCAUCAGCCCUUCAAUGAGGAGUCAAUAUGUUUCGAUGUAUUUCGCGAGAAAAUCGAUGGAACUACAGAAAAAUGUUCACUCACUUAUCGAUCCAAUAAAAGAUCUUUACCACUA